Molecule: messenger RNA, 818 nt
Organism: Galdieria sulphuraria
Lineage: Eukaryota; Rhodophyta; Bangiophyceae; Galdieriales; Galdieriaceae
Product: 60S ribosomal protein L12e
Exons: 2
Coding region: 166-690 (174 amino acids)
Biological process (GO): translation
Cellular component (GO): ribosome; cytosolic large ribosomal subunit
Molecular function (GO): large ribosomal subunit rRNA binding; structural constituent of ribosome
Source: RefSeq, a predicted model, not a curated record
CAGUAGUUGCUUGCAAUAUUCGACUUCAUACCUUGUUCAACAAAACCGUGUGCUGUGUUCAAACGAUCCAUAAAAAUCCAUUUGCCAUCACAAUUUCCUCAUUUCGUCGUCGUUGGAUUUGUGAGCACACUCGAUUGACUCUGGUCUUAUCCAACUUUAGAAGAGAUGCCACCCAAGUUUGAUCCCAACGCUAUACAUGUUAUCUAUGUUCGAGUUACUGGAGGUGAAGUUGGUGCGGUGUCUUCAUUAGCCCCCAAAAUAGGUCCCUUGGGACUGUCACCCAAAAAGAUAGGUGAACAAAUUGCACAAGCGACCAAGGAUUGGAAAGGAUUGAAAGUUAUGGUGAAGCUUACGGUACAAAACAGACAAGCUACAGCAACGGUAGUACCUUCUGCAGCCUCUUUGUUAAUAAAAGCGUUGAAAGAGCCAGAACGAGACAGGAAAAAGGUGAAGAAUAUCAAACAUAAUGGCAACUUGCCAUUGGACGAAGUUAUCAAAGUUGCCAAAGCUAUGCGUGCUCGUUCCAUGGCCAAGAGAAUGUCUGGAACAGUAAAGGAAAUAUUGGGAACUGCACACAGCGUGGGAUGUACAGUAGAUGGGAUGCAUCCUCACGACGUGAUCCAGAAAAUAGAUGCCAACGAAAUAGAAAUCGAAGACUAUGAAGCUCCAGAAGUAGCUGCAGCUGCUUAAGUAUUGGUGGCGAAUACAAAAGAUGGUUUUUAAAUAAAUUUCAAGUUUUCUUUUCAUAGAAAUCGUCCACAGCACUAUGAUUGGGAGUUUCUAUCUCGUUACGUUUAUCAAAUUGAAGUUUCUCUUGU